AUGUGCAAAUACGAAGGGGGUGACUCAAAAGGCUUAAUAGUUCCAUGGACCAUCACAUUUGCUGAACUGUUGAAUCGUGUGCAUCAGAUUGGUAAUACAAACAGCAGGGAAAACAAGGUUUGCUUAAAGUUCUCAGUUUUGGUGGCCUCGAAUGAGUGGAAGCACAUAAAGAUUGAGGACGAUGAUGAUGCCAAAUUUUUUAUGAAGUACAAUUGUGAGGUAACACCUUCAAAACUAGCUCCCUUACUCGUGAGUAUAGAAGAUAAUGGACUGACAAAUGAUGUAGUUGAUAGUAUGCAUAUGACGACAGAUAGUAGUCGGAUGGGUCGUUCUUCAGCUGCCAUUGUUGAAAGCAAUGAAGUAACUUGGAAUAAUACAAAUGUCGCUGAUGUGGGAGGUGAUGUUGGGACAGAUUUUAUGGACAUGAUUGAUUUUAGCGAGGUGGAGGAGAUGCAUGGUGGUGAUAAUGGUGUAAAUGAUGGAGAAGCAUAUUUGGACACAGGGUAUUCGCGAAGUGAUUGGAAUCCGAAAAUUACAGUUGGGCAAAUUUUCUCUAGUAAGGGAGCAUUGUUGACCGAGUUACGGUUGAUGGCAUUGAGAGGCCACUUUGAAUUUAAGGUGCAAUUCUCUUGCACUAAGAGGUUGCUUGUGGUUUGUUGUCAACGUCCAUGCCCAUGGCGGGUCCGAGCAUCGAGAAUUGUAGAAUACAACUUCAUGAUUGUGAGGUGUACAACUGUCCAUGAAUGUGAUUUGAGGUUCGUACAUGACAACCAUCGUCAAGCAACCGCAGCACUUGUAGCCACUUCAUUUAAAAGGAAGUUGAAGGAUUCUCGGACAAUAUACACACCAAGUGACAUAAUGAGAGAUGUGAAACGCAACUUUGGUUUCACCAUCCAUUAUUCGAAAGCUUGGAAAGCAAUGGAGUUAGCUCUAUUGUCCAUUAGAGGAUCAACCGAGGAGGCUUAUUAUAUCCUUCCAGCCUAUUGCUAUGAAUUGGAGCGUAUGAAUCCCUGCACAAAGACACACAUCCAAAUUGAUAAGAACAAUCACUUUGUGUAUUUAUUUAUGGCUGUUGGCGCAUGUAUUAGAGGGUUUUGUUCUUCCAUGCGCCCAGUGAUAGCCGUGGAUGCCACUCAUUUAAAAUCAAAGUACAAGGGUGUUAUGUUUGUAGCAAAUGCAUUCGAUGGCAAUCGAAAUAUAUAUCCUUUUGCUUUUGAGAUCAGGAAUUUGGAGACGGAUGCAUGUGGCAUUGGUUUUUCACUAAACUUCAUGAAGCCAUUGGCUGCGAAAUCUUAUUCCAUUGCUGAGUUUGAUUGUCAUUUUCGGAAGAUCAAGAGAAAGGAACAUGUUGCUCAAUAUCUUGAACAAGCAGGGUUACAUAAGUGGUCUAGAGCUCACAUGGAUGGACGCCGCUGUUCGGUUCAUUUUUACACAUGA
This is a messenger RNA of Prunus avium (sweet cherry), 1437 nucleotides long. NCBI's taxonomy places the organism in Eukaryota, Viridiplantae, Streptophyta, Magnoliopsida, Rosales, Rosaceae. The record is from RefSeq and is a predicted model, not a curated record.